Molecule: messenger RNA, 864 nt
Organism: Amblyraja radiata (thorny skate)
Lineage: Eukaryota; Metazoa; Chordata; Chondrichthyes; Rajiformes; Rajidae
Gene: ambp
Product: alpha-1-microglobulin/bikunin precursor
Exons: 5
Coding region: 121-672 (183 amino acids)
Molecular function (GO): serine-type endopeptidase inhibitor activity
Source: RefSeq, a predicted model, not a curated record
AAGUAAACAGUGGACCUUUUAGCAAUCACUGUUUAACAUACACUGGUAUUGGGACAUCGGCUGCCUGAUCAUUCUCAGCUGCUCUAAGUUACUAUCCUAUUUUGGAACAAAUCAAAGAAAAUGUGGUGUGCUCUGUUGCUGCUCUGUGCCGUGCAGUUGCUGGGGACUGGAACAGCUGUCCCAACGAAAGCAAAUGCUGAUUUUCAGUUUUUGGAAGACUUGAAUGUAAAUCAGGCUCGUACGAGGAGAACAGUCGAAGACACAGAAGGAUCUGGUUUUGGGGCCAUUCAGGCGAAUGAAGAAUCCUGCCAACUUGCGCCUGAUUCUGGAGCUUGCUUCCAGAGCUUACGCAUGUUCUUCUACAACCAAUCCUCGAUGACCUGUGAAACAUUUAAUUAUGGUGGCUGCCUCGGCAACAAGAAUAGGUUUGUCACUGAACAACAAUGUUUGCAGACAUGCCGGACUGUAGCUGCCUGCAGAUUGCCCGUAGAAAUUGGCUCUUGCAGAAUGAGCAUCAAACUCUGGGCAUUUGAUUCUGUUAAUGGCAAAUGCAUCACCUUCAAAUACGGUGGGUGUGAAGGAAACGGAAACAGGUUCUACACGGAGAAGGAGUGUAUGGAGUAUUGUGACCCAAUUCCAGAAGGGGAGGAAGAGCUUCUGACUGUUCAAUAGAAAUCCUAAGUUCAAGAACAACACCAGAAGUAAUCAUUAGAAACGAUAAUUUGAAGCCGUGGCUCACACCAAGAACAUGUAUCUGAUGCUAAAGUCAACUGGUAGAGACAGCAAGGUUGCUUGUGCUCGCUUUCAACAGAGUGACCAUGUUCUUUCACAAAGUCAUCAAUAAAAAUAAAACAAUCAAAUGAA